Messenger RNA from Manacus vitellinus (golden-collared manakin), 2478 nucleotides. RefSeq names its product calcium homeostasis modulator protein 5. NCBI's taxonomy places the organism in Eukaryota, Metazoa, Chordata, Aves, Passeriformes, Pipridae. Gene Ontology annotation, molecular function: monoatomic cation channel activity. The record is from RefSeq and is a predicted model, not a curated record. The coding region runs from base 68 to 997 and encodes 309 amino acids. The transcript is spliced from 2 exons.
CUCCCCUGCUGCAAACUGCUGCGAAGAUAAACUGUCUUGGUUUUUACCUCCUUAGUGAGUAUCAGACAUGGAUGGUUUCCAAACAGUCCUAAAGUUCUUCAUCGACCGGAAAACUGCUAUAGGUUACAGUUUUAUGGCACUGCUGACAAUGGGAGGUGAACGUGUGUUUUCUCUUGUUGCUUUCAGAUGCCCUUGCAGCGGUGAAAACCUCAGGUACGGUUUGGUAUUUCUCUUCUCCCCAGCUCUUGUUUUGCUAGUUAUUGGAUACUUCUUGAACAACAAGACCUGGAAACUCUUUACAGGCUGCUGGGUGAAUCCCAGGAAAAUAUUCCCGAGAGGGAAUGUCUGCCAUUUCUUUUACGUCUUUGGACAAAUCACUUUAAAUGCCCUGGUCGCCCCAGUGAUGUGGCUUUCUGUGGCUUUGCUCAAUGGGACUUUUUACGAAUGUGCCAUGAGUGGCUUGGACACUCCUGCCUACUUAAAGGUGGUUUGCAACAGAAAAUCUGAAAAGUGCUUUGGAGAGCUACACAUGGUAGCCUGUGGCAAAAGCUCCAUGCCCUUUUCAGAGAGUGAUGAACUAAGACGAACACUUCAAGCACAGUCCCAGAUUUUAGGCUGGUGUGUGAUAGUUACCACAGCCCUUCUCUCCCUACUAGCCACUUGCUGUGCCAGCUGCCAGUCAAAAGUCAGUCACCUCCAGCAGAUGUUCGGGAGAGUGUAUGAGGGGACAGAGAAGGAGCAACUGGAGCAUAUUUUCCAGCUGUAUGCCACCAAGCUGAGUGAGCGAAACCUCAAGUGCUUUUUUGAAAACAAGGAACCAGAACCGAUUUCCCUGCCAGCUUUUCAGGCAUGGGAGGAUGCUUCCCAGCUUUACUCUUUCAGCAACAGCAAACAGCAUUAUAGCACAAUUCACAAGCUAGUCGAAGAAGGCCGGAAAGGAACCAGUGAGGAAAGGGAGACAACGCUGGACUUUGUGGAAAGAAGGGAAAUACCAUAAAUCAAUUUUCAGCUUUUUUAUAUCUUGCUAAAAUAGCAUACUUCUAGCUGGUUUCAUCUCUAUUUUUUUUCCCACAACAGUCUCUUUCUUCUUCAUCAUAUUCCCUUCCAGUAAUACACUUGCUCCGAAAGAAUGGAAUGAAAUUAUUUCCCUAUGUCAGUGAAAAGGCUGUGGUCCUCCAUGUCACCCAGGGUUCAUGCUUUACUAAUGUCACUGGCUGACAGCAAGAGCUGACAGCAAAAAGAGAUGAAUAAUGACUUCUACAAGUGGGUUUUAACAAUAUCCCAUGUAAAAGGUGUAAUAGCAUUCUCUAUGUAAAUCAAGAGACCACCACUAAGUAACAUCAUUUAAAGUGUGUGAAUAUGAUAAUAGAAGAUGUGUGUGGCUUUCUGACAGCCCACAGAAAGUAAAGAUUUUCCUUCCAAGUCAUUUCCAGGCGAAUUGCAGGUACAGCCUCGUUUUAAGGCACCAGCAAUCCCUCAAGACUUCUCUCUUUGGAUAUUUUGCCAAACAUCUUCUCCAUAUUAUCUUCUCCAACUGAGAAUUUCUGUUUGUAUGGGUAUCAAGUUCUAGUAUUGAGUGGGUUUCAGGCACUAGGUGCGGCCUGUAGUGCUAUGUAACACUGUUUGUACUGGGCCUACAGCUAGUGUACAACGGAGGGCCUGGAAUGAAAAUUCCACUUUUCAAGACAAGAAAAUAUUUUUGCAGAAGACUGAUUUUCAUUUUUCUGAAUAUCUUAGAAAACUUAGUGUCGGGAGCAAGAAGAACUGGCAAGUGAGGCAACUGCAUAAUCAGUGCCUCUGACAAAUGCGUUUCACCCCAGAGCCCUAUGCUUUACCUCACCCACUAGGAAUUCACCAUGUGGCUCUCACACAGGAUAUCCAUCCAGAGUAUUCUCAAACAUUGUAUAAAAGGAGAAAAAAGUUACUUUCCCUGGGGUGUCUGGGCAGGCUUUUACGCAGCAUUUUACUGCCAGUCUCUCCGAGUCUGCAAAGAAUCAUAUUUUUGCUGUGCUUGAGUCAAGCUCUUAUCUACAAACCAGGGUACUCUGCCCAGCUGUUCUCAUACUCACUGUGCUUCUUUCAGCAGGUAAAAGUAUCUACAGGCAUAUACAAUUACUCUUUAUGAAAUAAAAUCCAAGAGCUAAUUCCACUGCCUGCUCAGAAUUUUUUCUGUAUGUUUUGAAUAACCUGUGACCUUUCAGACAAUGUUUAAACUACUUUUAUCCCAGGUGAUUCACUUAGCAACAGACUUAGAACAUGUCAUACACUCAAAUGCUGCAGCUGAAAGCACAGAUGCAACACUGUCAAAAUGAAAGUCACAACAGCAGACAUGUCUGACACUAUGCCUGGCAUAUACACUGGGUUCCUCUCCUGGUAUAGCAUCCACCUACUUUCAGGGUAUAUGACCAUUCCCGUUUGUCUGGUUUUAUAUUUCUUUAUGAGAGCUGCUCCAACAUCUUCUGUUCAGCCCCAUUUCAC